Molecule: messenger RNA, 3126 nt
Organism: Armigeres subalbatus
Lineage: Eukaryota; Metazoa; Arthropoda; Insecta; Diptera; Culicidae
Gene: nAChRbeta1
Product: acetylcholine receptor subunit beta-like 1
Exons: 5
Coding region: 351-1910 (519 amino acids)
Biological process (GO): nervous system process; monoatomic ion transmembrane transport; regulation of membrane potential
Cellular component (GO): synapse; postsynaptic membrane; plasma membrane
Molecular function (GO): acetylcholine-gated monoatomic cation-selective channel activity; transmembrane signaling receptor activity
Source: RefSeq, a predicted model, not a curated record
CAAAAAGUUGCAACCUAGUCACUGCUGCUGCGUAACGGAACGGCGAGUGUUCGCGAGUUUCUACAAAAUUUAGCCACGGUUGAGGUCGAUUUUGACGCCUAAAAGUAGACUGCACUUCGUUUAAUAAUUUGUGCAUCGGUUCGACUCGAAUUCUAACGAAUAAUGCUUAGAUAAUCUCCGUAGCAGUGGAAUCUGUUUUGUUUCUUCCCAUCACAUAGCACCAACCAACGAAGGCGUUUCCCCGUUUAAUCGGUCUGUACUGCACAGGGCUUCCCGAGAGAAAAUAGGGAUAUCAUGUUUGAAAAACGUGUUUGAAUAUUGCAUAAGUUCAGGCAGCUGCAGAAAACGCGAUGAGGUUCAAACAGUUUCUGCUAUCGCUAACGAUAGCAGUUCAAUAUUAUUUUGGAAUUGCAAACGGUUCCGAAGAUGAGGAACGUUUGGUGCGAGAUCUUUUUCGCGGGUACAACAAACUGAUCCGACCCGUCCAAAAUAUGACUCAGAAGGUGGACGUACGCUUCGGGUUGGCUUUCGUGCAGUUGAUCAACGUUAACGAGAAGAAUCAAAUCAUGAAGUCCAACGUGUGGUUACGAUUGGUGUGGAGCGACUACCAACUUCAGUGGGACGAGGCCGAUUAUGGUGGCAUAGGCGUGCUACGUCUUCCCCCGGAUAAGGUCUGGAAGCCGGAUAUAGUGUUGUUCAACAAUGCCGACGGUAACUACGAAGUGAGAUACAAAUCCAACGUGCUAAUCUAUCCUAACGGGGAAGUCCUGUGGGUACCGCCGGCCAUCUAUCAGAGUUCCUGUACGAUCGAUGUCACUUACUUCCCAUUCGAUCAGCAAACGUGCAUCAUGAAGUUCGGUUCGUGGACAUUCAACGGUGAUCAGGUUUCACUCGCGCUCUACAACAACAAGAACUUCGUCGAUCUGUCCGAUUACUGGAAGUCCGGUACGUGGGAUAUCAUCGAAGUUCCGGCCUAUCUAAACGUAUACGAGGGCAACCCUACCGAAACGGACAUCACCUUCUACAUCAUCAUCCGCCGGAAGACCCUGUUCUACACCGUCAACUUGAUUCUGCCAACCGUGCUGAUUUCGUUCCUUUGCGUACUGGUGUUCUAUCUACCGGCCGAAGCCGGCGAGAAAGUAACCUUAGGCAUUAGUAUUCUGCUGUCACUGGUUGUGUUCCUGUUGUUGGUAUCGAAAAUUUUGCCACCGACCUCGCUCGUACUGCCACUGAUUGCCAAGUAUUUGCUCUUCACCUUCAUCAUGAACACCGUAUCCAUCCUGGUGACGGUCAUCAUCAUCAACUGGAACUUCCGAGGGCCGCGCACCCACCGGAUGCCGAUGUGGAUCCGGUCCGUCUUCCUGCACUACCUGCCAGCCAUGUUGCUCAUGAAGCGCCCCCGAAAAACCCGGCUCCGGUGGAUGAUGGAAAUGCCCGGCAUGAGUAUGCCACCGCAGCCGCACACCCAUCCGUCGUACGGUUCGCCGGCGGAAGUUCCGAAACACAUCAGCGCGCUCGGCGGCAAGCAAUCCAAGAUGGACGUGAUGGAGCUGUCCGAUUUGCACCAUCCGAACUGCAAAAUGAACCGCAAGAUGAACAGCGGCGAUAUCGGCCUGGGAGCGGACUCGUGCCGCCGGGAGAGCGAGAGCUCGGACUCGAUUCUGCUGUCGCCGGAAGCGAGCAAGGCCACCGAAGCGGUCGAGUUCAUCGCCGAGCAUCUGCGGAACGAGGAUCUGUACAUUCAGACCCGCGAGGACUGGAAGUACGUAGCGAUGGUGAUCGAUCGACUGCAGCUGUACAUCUUCUUCAUCGUAACCACUGCCGGCACGGUUGGAAUUCUGAUGGACGCCCCGCACAUCUUCGAGUACGUCGACCAGGACCGUAUCAUCGAAAUCUACCGGGGCAAGUAAGCAAUGCGGAACGACGUGCAACCGUGUCAUCGUCGUCGUCGUCUAGGUUGGAAUGUUAGGUUAACAUUUGCUCAAAAUAAAACAAAUGGGUCACUUUUUUACGUACGGUAUAUUGUAGUGAAGAGGAUAUUCGAACAUGGGACGUGUCGAAAUGUGUGAGCAGGAUUUUAAAUGUAAUCGUUGAUAGAAAAAUUUCUGAUGGUUAGCAAAAAAAACGUUAGGAAACAACCAAAAUUACGUCACGCAUUGAAAGAUGUAGAUGUAACACAAAUUGAGAUAAAUUCAUGCAAGCAAUCUGGCGUGGCGUAAUCAAUGGAUUUCCCCUUUAGUUAAAUGUACGUUCUAUGAAAAAACAAUGUUCUUUGUUGUUUCCAUUGUUUAGUUUAUCACACUGUUUCUAGGCUCAAUAUUAGCACAAAUGUUUGCGAAACGACUUUGACACUGACGUCAGUUGGAGAUGCCAAAUUUUGUUCUAGAAGCCAACUUAAGGCAAACCGAAAACAAAAAUUUCGAGCUCACUUUUUAACUAGGAUUAUUUGGAGGGUCAAUUUGGGUUUUCUUGAUAGUCGAAAUGGUUAAAACACUAACAUAUGAUGAUAUCACUGAAUCUAACUAUUUGACGUAUAUUGCAAUGCUAAGCCAUUUCUCAGAAAAAUAGGAAGGAAACGAAAUUUUGACUUUGAAGAUAAAAAAUAAAUACUGCAACGAGAAGAACUAAGCUUAACGUGAGACACUUCGAUAACUUUUUUCGAAAUAGUAGUACAUAAACACUCGCAACAAAACACUCACACAAAGAAACAAGAGAGGCAUAAUGGAAAAUAAACAAUUAUUUCAAUACAAUAAUUAGAAUACAUCAAACCGCCAGAAAAUGACGAAAUAAUAAAAUAAAUAACCGGAUUGAAAAAAAAUACUCACAAUCGACAAUUUCAUGAAGCGGCAAAUUUUGAAAGACAGGUGUUAUUACUAACUACACUUAACACUAAAAUUAAAAUACGGAUGAUAAAACAAAACGCUAGCAGUAAACGAUUUUUGUGCACAAAACAUAAACCUAAUAACGAUAUAAGAGCAGUAUAGGGAGAAUAAAACAGACAACCAAUAAAGAGAUAAAACAAAAUUGACAUUCACAUAACAUGUUGUAUGGUAAGCAUUUUUAAGAACAAGAAAACAACAUCAAAAGGGGUAAAAUAAUAAAAUUUAAACAAUAGUUCGUAUUUAA